AUGUCUCCCGCUGCCACCAUUCAGUCUACUACCACGCCCUCCAAAGCCUCCAAGGGCAACAUCGGAGUCUACACCAACCCGGCACACGAUCUGUGGAUAGCAGAUGCUCUACCCACAAAAGAAGAAGUAGAGAAUGGCGAAAGCUUGCAGCCUGGCGAGGUGACCAUCGCGAUCAAGAGCACAGGAAUCUGCGGAUCCGACGUCCACUUCUGGCACGCAGGAUGCAUAGGUCCCAUGAUCGUAGAUGGCGACCACAUCCUCGGCCACGAAUCCGCCGGAAUAGUCGUCGCCAAACAUCCUUCUGUCCAGACCCACGAAAUCGGCGACCGAGUAGCCAUAGAACCCAACAUCAUCUGCAACGAAUGCGAACCCUGCUUGACGGGAAAGUACAAUGGAUGCGUGGAUGUACAGUUCCGCUCCACUCCUCCGAUUCCAGGUCUUCUACGCCGCUAUGUCAACCACCCGGCAGUUUGGUGCCAUAAGAUUGGCGAGAUGAGCUACGAGGACGGUGCAUUGUUGGAGCCGCUCUCCGUAGCUCUGGCGGGAAUGCAGAGGGCGAACAUUACACUUGGUGAUAGCGUCAUGGUCUGUGGUGCUGGACCCAUCGGGUUGGUCACUUUGGCUUGCGUGAAAGCCGCUGGAGCGGAACCGAUCGUCAUUACGGAUAUCGACGAAGGACGUCUGGCGUUCGCCAAAGAGUUUUGCCCAAGUGUACGAACUCACAAGGUCGACUUUGGCGACUCGCCGGAGCAAUUCGCUGAAAAGGUCGUAAAGCUGGCGGAUGGAGUGGAGCCUGCGGUGGUGAUGGAGUGCACUGGUGUUGAAUCUUCCAUCUCUGGCGCGAUUCAUGCCGCGAAGUUUGGUGGAAAGGUCUUUGUCAUUGGCGUUGGCCGACCGGAGAUCAAGAUUCCUUUCAUGAGAUUGAGCACGCGGGAGGUGGAUCUGCAGUUUCAGUACCGAUAUGCAAACACUUGGCCAAGAGCGAUCAGACUAUUGCAAGGUGGAGUCCUCGAUCUUAAGAAGCUGGUCACACACAGAUUCAAGCUGGAAGAGGCGAUUGAGGCUUUCAAGGUCGCGGCAGAUGCUAAACAGGGUGGUAUCAAAGUCAUGAUACAGAGCAUGGAUGAAGGAGAGAAGUAG
This is a messenger RNA of Ramularia collo-cygni, 1140 nucleotides long. Its product is annotated as probable L-arabinitol 4-dehydrogenase. The coding region runs from base 1 to 1140 and encodes 379 amino acids. The record is from RefSeq and is a predicted model, not a curated record. The transcript has 2 exons. NCBI's taxonomy places the organism in Eukaryota, Fungi, Ascomycota, Dothideomycetes, Mycosphaerellales, Mycosphaerellaceae. Gene Ontology annotation, biological process: D-sorbitol catabolic process. Gene Ontology annotation, molecular function: L-iditol 2-dehydrogenase (NAD+) activity.